This is a messenger RNA of Perkinsus marinus ATCC 50983, 264 nucleotides long. RefSeq lists its product as hypothetical. Lineage: Eukaryota; Perkinsozoa; Perkinsida; Perkinsidae. Bases 1 to 264 code for a protein of 87 amino acids. The transcript has 2 exons. The record is from RefSeq and is a predicted model, not a curated record.
AUGAGAAGCGUAUGCAUUCUAUCGCUGGGCAUCUCUCAUUAUAUGAGACUGGUUUACGGUACCAUUGAAGUGGUACCAGCACCAGCGGGAGAACAAUCUUACAACUGCUUGGUAAAGGAGAAGAUGCCCGUCUCUAUUGUCAAGAAGCUGAUCACCAAGGCUCCCGAGUAUCUUGCCUACUUCAAGUACGACAACGGUAUCAGUAUUGAGAAACUAGACUGUGUGAAUAAGAAGAGCAGUAGUCACACCUUAUUCAAACGGUAG